CCGCUGCCCAGAUCAUUUAUCUUCGGCUGGUAGCACCUCCCUCAUCACCUCAUUCUAUUCUUUUCUCUCCUUCAUCAACCUCCAGCAGGCCUGUCUGUUUCUCACCCAUAGCAGCUUUCUUUUCGCUAUAUUCCUUCCUUUGCUUCCAUUCUCUAGUGCCGGGCACACCCUUACCCACGCAGUCGCACCACAGACAGACUUGUUCAUCCCUUCCUCCAUCUUUUAAUCUAACAAAAUGGUUUACAUCACUCGCAUCCUGGCCCUGACGGCUCUUCUGACCGUCGCGAGCGCCAACCAGGCCGCCCAGGGCAAGGCCAACAACAACAACAACAAGGCCACCGGCGGUAAAGGUGCCGCCAGGGGCGGGGCUGCUGGUGCUGGUGGUGCUGGUGCUGGUGGUGGUGCUGUAGGUGCCAACCAGGUCCAGGGUAUCAUCCUGGUCAGCGCCAAGGGUGAUAGCGGCACCAGCGGUCCCCUGCAGCUCCUCAACACCGACCCCAAGGAUGCUCAGAUCAUCAGCGAUGCUGAGAUCAGUGGCAGCGUUGUCAACCAGUGCGGCCGCACCCUCCUGAACGGCAACAUCGACAUUGGCCAGAACACCGAGGAUGCCAUCACCAAGAACGCUGUCACCAAGGUCACGGCCGGCGGCAAGGUUGAGGCCACCUUCAAGGUCACUGGCGGCGCCAACCCCCAGAUCAAGUGCGACAUGGACCUCACCAGCAACGGCAACGGUGCUACCGGCCAGACGCCUCUCACCGUCAAGCAAGCCAACGCCGCCAACAACCAGGUCAAGGUCACGAUCGACCUCCCAACCAAUAUGACCCUGAUCGGAGGCUCCACCGGUGAUAUUGGCACCAUCCGCUGCCGUAACGCCCAGAACUUCGGUAGCUGCUUCCCCAUCCAGCAGACCGACACCACCCCCAACGUCAACGACCCCGACACCAUCACCACCGCCAACACCCUGCAGGGUGUCAUGAACUCGGUCGCUGCCAACGCCAAGGCCUUUAAGGAUGUGGCCGCCGCCAGCGCCGCCGCCAAGGACGAGUCUGAGCAGGGUCGCGCCGUAAUUAACGCCAUGCUCAAGGUCAACCCCGAUCUCGUUCAGAAACAGAAUCAGGCCGUUGCCGCUAACGCCGUCGGCGCCAAGAAGAACAACGGCGCGGGCGCGGGCGCGGGCGCCAAGAAGAGCAACGGCAACGGCGCCAAGAAGAACAACGCCAAGCAAAACAGGCGCUCCCUGGAGAAGAGGCAGGAGAUGCUCGACAGGCGCGCCACCGCCCUGGUCGCCCUCAAGUGGGCCAGGGAAGUCCUCUCCGAGGAGAUCGACCAGUAAAUCGGACCCCUUUGUUGGGCCUCCGUAUUUCCUCAGUGCUUUGGCACAGGCGCCUCGGCGCCUUUGGUAUGGUCGGACUCGAGUCUGGCCAGCCUGUACCAGAGAUUCCUUGUUCGAUAGACUCUCUGGGAGGGCCGUGGCGUUAGAGUUACUGUAUAUGUCUUGCUGUGGGUCGCCAACGGCAUCUUUUUGUCGUAGACUUGUGUAUAUCGUUUCUGUUCUUUAAUGCGACGCGUGGAACCAAUCCUCUUGAUAAAUACGUGCCAUGUCCCGAGUGCGAGCCAAGAAUCUUGAAGCCUUGAC
Messenger RNA from Gaeumannomyces tritici R3-111a-1, 1636 nucleotides. RefSeq lists its product as hypothetical. The coding region runs from base 236 to 1333 and encodes 365 amino acids. Lineage: Eukaryota; Fungi; Ascomycota; Sordariomycetes; Magnaporthales; Magnaporthaceae. The transcript has 2 exons. The record is from RefSeq and is a predicted model, not a curated record.